Sorex araneus (European shrew) is the source of this 10551-nucleotide messenger RNA. It is a transcript of the gene LRRC58, whose product is annotated as leucine rich repeat containing 58. Gene Ontology annotation, molecular function: protein binding. The record is from RefSeq and is a predicted model, not a curated record. NCBI's taxonomy places the organism in Eukaryota, Metazoa, Chordata, Mammalia, Eulipotyphla, Soricidae. Bases 1357 to 2895 code for a protein of 512 amino acids. The transcript is spliced from 4 exons.
UUCCUUAGAUAAAGCUUUAUAUUGCCUCCUUCCCCAUCCAUACUCUCCUGGACAGGUGUCUCUCUGGCAUAUACUUCUGUUUAGUCACAGAAUGGAUCCCAUUACUGUGUGGACAUAGCCUAAUCUUUAGGAGUAUUUUCAGACCUCGUUAGGCUAAACUGGAUCUUUACAAACCUCGAGAUAGUGUUAGAUGUUUCUGAAUUUAAAUGCAUCUAGUUAAAGAGAGAUGCAUAAGUGGUAGUUGAGAUGAGAGAGGCUUUAUUAUCAUAAUAAAUGAGAUUCUCAACUACUCUAUUUAAUUGGAUUUGUGGGCCUCUAUUGAAGGGACUCAGGUGUUACUUCUGAUAGUUUCAGAGAUCUAACUGGAGGUGGUGGUUACAUGCAAGGCCUUAACAUCUGUACUAUCUCUCUAGCCUUCUCUAUCUUAAGACCCUACUAAGUACUCCCUUAACACCUGUACGUUUCUCCAAGUAUUAUCUUAACGCCUCUACUAUCUCUGCAGCCUUCUCUGAGUACUCCUAAUUUUUCUUGAAAACUGCCUGCUAUAUAGUUAUUUUCAUCCCCUUUUUACGUCAGCGAUUUAUAAUGUUAACUAUUUUAUUGGAGGGGAGGAUCAUUCCCUAACCCCUGCAAUUCUCAGCAACUUUAAAGGACCUCUUCUUUCAAGCGCAGGACGCCCCAUUACUUUUUUUUUUUUAACAUUCUAUUUCUGGUUUAUAGUGAUAAGGUGUAUCCCUCCACAACCAUUACUCAAGGAGAAUUUAAGCCUUGGUAGUAAUAAGAGGCAUAAAAUCUCGCAUAUAUGACUAACAAAAAAGUCACUCUCUUUCUUAAGAAGAAAGCAAUUUGCACGUUGAUACUGAUUAUACACACACAGUCGCUCGACAUUUUAAGGUACAAACUUCGCAAAAACUGUUCAAUUUGUUUUCUUACUUUUGACUUUUCACGAUGAUAAAAAAAAAAAAAAACAGAAAAGUCUGGGUUUGGGGCAAGGGGAGGAAAAUCUGCUAAGAAUGAAAAGAUUUCAUUAAAAAAAAUCUGGGUCCGGGUUUUCCCAAGUUGUUUCAACCUGUGGGGAAACCUCAGCACCGAGUCCUUAAACUCAUCAAUUCACCGGGGAUAGCCCAGACGGACGAGCCACCUUCAGGGGCUCCUAAGCCAACUUCUCCCCGGGAAAACACAGAUGUGCUUCUAUAGCCCAAAGGGCGGACUGUCCGCAGCACGCGCGGGGAAGCAGGGCGAGGAGCAUCCCUGCCUAAUGGACGGAGAAACAGAAAUCAAACCCCCAGUCCAAGGCGAUGUUGAGGUCCAGUGAGGGGAUUCAGCUGCCCUCUCUCUCGGAACGCGGUCUGAUGAAUGCCCCAGCCCUCUCCUUCAGGUCCCUGGGGUCUGCAGUCCGGGAACAAACAUCUGUUCCCACGGAAUCCCGCAGGCCAGGGGCCCCACUCCCCCCGCUGGAGCCAAAGGGGAGGCCCCGUGACGCGGGAACCGCCCCCGGCCCACAGCAAAGUUCAGGUCGUGAGCCCCCAGGAGGCAGCGGGGCAGCGACUUCGGCGGAAGCCGCGCACAGCCGCCCUCCCCCAGGCCGGGUUCAAAGGGCACCGGCCGGCGCGCCCCCCGCCCCCGCCCCCGCCACGUGGGCCCGUCCGGCCGCGUCGCGCGAGACUAGCGUCCGGCCCGCUUCCGACCGUGCGAGCAGUUCAGCUUCCGGGGCGCGGCUCAGCUCGGGGCCUGGUCGGCCGCGGCGCUCCUCGGGCCCAGCGGCCUGCGGAGGCCAGGAUGGAGGACGUCGGGCCGCCGCUGGCGCCGGUCGGCGAGGCCGAGCUGAAUUUGUCCCGCCUCAGCGUGUCCCCGGAGACGCUGGAGUCCGAGCUGGAGUCGCGGGGCGAGGAGCGGCGCGGCGGGCGGGAGGCGCUGCUGCGGCUGCUGUUGCCGCACAGCCGUCUGGUGUCGCUGCCGCGGGCGCUGGGCAGCGGCUUCCCGCAUCUGCAGCUCCUGGACGUGAGCGGCAACGCGCUGACGUCUCUGGGGCCUGAGCUGCUGGCGCUGAGCGGCCUGCGCACGCUGCUGGCCAAGAACAACCGUCUCGGCGGGCCCGGCGCGCUGCCCAAGGGCCUGGCGCAGUCCCCGCUCUGCCGCAGCCUCCAGGUGCUCAACCUCAGCGGCAACUGCUUCCAAGAGGUGCCCGCCUCGCUGUUGGAGCUGCGCGCCCUGCAGACCCUCAGCCUGGGCGGCAACCAGUUGCAGACCAUCCCGGCCGAGAUCGAAAACUUGAGGAGCUUAGAAUGUUUAUAUCUCGGAGGAAACUUCAUCAAAGAAAUCCCACCAGAACUGGCAAACCUACCUUCAUUAAAUUACUUGGUAUUAUGUGACAACAAAAUCCAAAGUGUGCCACCUCAGCUUUCACAGUUGCAUUCCCUUCGUUCUCUCAGUCUUCACAAUAAUUUACUGACAUACCUGCCUCGAGAGAUCCUCAACCUUAUUCAUUUGGAAGAAUUGAGUUUGCGAGGAAAUCCUUUGGUUGUUCGUUUUGUUAGAGAUUUAACCUAUGACCCUCCAACUCUCCUAGAAUUAGCUGCACGGACCAUUAAAAUUAGAAAUAUUUCCUACACUCCUUAUGAUCUUCCUGGGAACCUUCUUAAAUAUUUGAGUUUAGCCAGCAAUUGCCCAAACCCAAAAUGUGGAGGAGUGUACUUUGACUGCUGUGUCAGACAGAUUAAGUUUGUGGACUUCUGUGGGAAGUAUCGGCUCCCACUAAUGCACUACUUGUGUUCUCCAGAGUGUUCUUCCCCCUGCAGUUCUGCCUCUCACAGCUCUACAUCCCAGAGCGAAUCUGAUUCAGAGGAUGAAGCUAGUGUUGCAGCACACAGAAUGCAGAAAGUUCUUCUUGGUUGAAAAGAGUGCAAGAUUGUAUGAAACUCGGUGGGUGGGUGGGUGAGGCGGGGCACGUAAACACUAGGAGGUUAGAAAAUAGACUUUGACAUUCCCUAGAAACCUUGUAUUCAUUUGAAUGUUUGUGAAAAAUAUUAGAGAUGGUAUAAAAUAUUUUAUAUUUUUUCUGUCCAUUCAGCAGGCAUUAGUUCAGUUUUAUGUUUGGAUUUUAUGAAUAUAAUUCACUCUUUAGUCCAUUUGAAAUUGGAUAGUUUCUUAUUUCCCUUCCAGUUUUGCAUGAAAUGAGGCAGCAGAAUGGAAUGUUUUGAAGGGCAAUGCUAUAACAAACCAAUGAGUGAUAAUAACAUAGAUGAGAUGAAGAAAUAAUCAAAACAUUAUCAAAGCAAAAUUAUUGUCUUUGGGUUUAGGUUUAAGUUGAACAUUGUAGCAGAUUAGCCCUUCCUUAUUACCCAUAAUUUUUUUGUGUUUUUAAAACUUCCAUUCUCCUUUUAUCUGUAUGAUUGUUGUUGUCCUCACUGAAUCCAGCAGACUAUCACUAUGCUUUCAUCCUAGCAAGGGUUUAGAAUUUAUUCCAGAAUCUAUGCAGAACACUAAUGUGUUAACAGAACUGAGUAACAACUGUAUGUGAAAUCUGAGCUCACAACAAUCUUAAUUUGGGGGUGGGGGGUUGCUACGGAUGAAAUAAGAAAUCUGUACUUGAGACCCCAGUCUUGAACAUGUCUUUUAGCAGAAGAUGUAGUAGUCACUUUUUGAUAGAAACAUCUCAUAUUUCUUUUGACAGGAAAUAUUGUAAGUUAGAAAAACCUCUUUGUAUCUUUGGGAAAUUAUUUUUAAAUUUUUGACAAUAGAAUGUGACUCUCUUAGCUGUGUGUACUGGACUGUAACCUAUAUUUAAAUGCAAAACUAGAAAAACAUUACAAGUUAAGUUGGAAACAGUGAUUAGUGUCUGUACAAUUUCCAAAAUUAGUUUAACACCAUAGAAUACAUACUAGAAAGUUUAUUGAUAAAAAUUAUAUUAGGGUGGGUGUGUUAUUGGCCCCUCCUGACAGUACUCAGGUGCUGUUCCUGGCUCUGUUCAGGAGUCAUCCCUGAAAGGGGAGGGGAGGAAGAGUGGAGGCAUGGGAAGGACACAACAAUAUGCAAUGCCAGAGAUUGAACCCAAGUCAGCAACAUGCAGGGUGGGUAUCUUACUAUCUCUGGCCCUGAUAAAAUGUUUUUAGAUGUUAAAUAUAUUCUCAUUUUGUUAACCAUUUUUCUGCUGUAUUUUUUCGUUGCUAUUAGAUGUGACCAACUUUUAUUAAUUGGCUCUGCACUAAAAGUGAAAUAAUAGUGUAACUCUUAAGUAGGUAUAUAUUUGUCAUUCUGUAAUUAGUGUUUAAUGAUGAUUUGUUGGUAAAUUUUACUUACACAGUAAGUACAGUUCCAAAAGGCAUUGGAACCUCAGAUGUUCUCCCUUCUUCCUCGGUUUAGACUAGAAACAGCAUUUCUUUAAAACAGAUUGUUGUAAUCAUUUGUAUGUGUGUUAGGGUUUUUUGUAUAUGUAUUUUUUUAUUUUAGUAGAAAAUAUACUGUAGGAUAGUUUGUGUUUUAAAUGUUCAUGAAACAUGAGAGUUUCAUGACUGCAGUCGUGGAACGCUGCUAUGAUGUAAAUACCUUCACUUUUUAUAAUAGAGUGAGAUUCCUCUUUCCUUUAGAUGAAGAAUAUUUCUGUGUAUAUAUGAGUAACCUAGUAUGUUUUGUUGCCUUGCAAAAUAUUAGAUAGAUGAAUAUAUCAUAAAAUGGAAGUAAUAGAAAGUCUUUUUCAUUUGAGUCCCAGCAAGCUGUACACUGUAAAAUUAGGAGAGUUUUGUUAGAUAACUUGGGUCGGGUCUUAAAUGCUAAGCCAAUAUAAUUUCUAAAGUAAGUGAUGUUUUUGGUUAAGAUUGGGAAAAUAUUUUUCAUGGAAAGAUAAGGAAUGUAUUCAUUGACAUAAAUUUAUGAGAACAGAUUUUGCUGACCUAGAUUUCACAGUUUAAUUCCUAAUUCAUUAUUAGCCUGACCUAAGUUACAAUUUGGAUAAUUUUCUAGAAGUUAUUAGUCUUCAUGAAAUAAGUGAGGUGGUAGGUGUGUAAAUAUACUUAGCCUAACUCAGAAAAAAGGUAUAUGACUGAUCUUUUACAUAUGUAAAUGGUUCCAACUAGAAACAGCUUUUAGCUUUUGUUAAUACAAUGAAGAUAUAUACCUUAGUGUAAAACUAAAUGUCUUUAAACAAAUUGAUAACAGUUCUCUGUAUAUACAUUUAAAACUGAAGUCAGUAUACAGCUGUCUUUGAACUACAUUUUAGCUCUUAGUGUUACCUUUUUUAAAAUCUUUGAUCUAAUCUUUUUAUAAGAGCUGCUAUUUCUGAGAACUUUCUAGUUUCUCCCCCCACCCUCUUUUUUAAUUAGUGAUUGUAGAAAUUAGCCAAAUGGUAGGGAACUGAAUCGUUUCAGAAUCAUGUAGCUGAUGGGGGGUGGGGGGGGGCAGAGGUCCCAUGGGCUGUGUCCACACCUAGUGUUGCACAGGGACUAUACCUGGCUCUGCCCAGGGAUAACCCCUAACCCCUGGCAGUGUCAGGGGACCUUAUUUAGUACAGGAAAUUCAAGAUAGGAAUCAGCAGCGCGGAGGGCAAGUACCUAAUCCCCCUGUACUAUCUCUAUCCCCUAUUUUGUGUUUAAAGUGAUAGUCUUAUCUUUUUAAUUGCUAAGUUACAUAUUUGUAUUGGAACUACAUUUAGUUUAAUAUUGUUCUACUUGGACAAUUCCUAAUGAUAAAACUUUUGUGGAUAAAACUACUUGACCAAAAGUGUUAUGUGUUUAUAAUGGAAUUCUUGAGAGAUGACAUUUGAGAUGGUUAAAUUGACAUUUUGGCUAAUUUUUAUUACUAGAAUUCAGUUCUCAGUGUCACCAACCAGAGAUGGUGAGACAGUUCUAGUGGAUUAGGCAAUAGGAAGACUAGCUAAUGCAAUAUUUUGCUUCUGUGGUGCCAGGGAUUGGCUGGUCUAAGUAUGGUAGUCAGAGUUGUAUGUGUGGGGAGGUAGACCUGAGGGUAACUAUAAGUUUAGAAGGGAAAUACAUGAUUUCAAUGUGUCCUGGAUAAGUCUCUUCUAAAAUUCAUACUUAAAACUUUGUCACCAAAUUUAAAGGUAAAGACUUCCAUUAUAAAUUGUGCCUCAAGCUUGAGAAAUUUUUGUGUUAAUGUAAAAAGUCAGAAGCAGCCCACAUUGGUUCAGUGUAAUACUGUAGAAUACAAAUCAUUAUAAUAACAAUUUUAAACAAAAGGAACAUGGGCUGCUGAUGUAUUAAAUGAAAGAAAUAUUUAAAACAACAGGGCAAAAUUGUGAAGUCACCCGACCCUCAGGGAUGUCCCUGAGCCUAGAAAGCCCUUUAAGUUUAUAGUUGUUUUAAAGUUCACUGGCCCACUUGCUACCACCAGAAUUUAUUCAGUUUCCCCUAUGGGGACAUUGAUGAGAUCCUUCCAUAAUGAAGGGCCAAUACCUCAUUAACCUAGAAUCUGUGGUUAAUGUUUACCUUUUCACUGUAAAAAUGAGACAACACUAAGCAAAUAGUUUGAUUUGUUAAAGCAUUUUAAUGGUAGCUUUUCACCUAAAAGUUACUCUAAAUAUUAUGUCUGACUCUUUGUAAGCAACAUUAUUAGGCACAAUGUUAUGUGAAAUACAUUUUGUUACUUUUGAGAUAGUUUAAUAGUAAUUUGAUGCAUGUAAUAAUUUUCUACUUUCAUUAUAAUCAUACUCGUUUAUUUUUGAGUUUUAAGACUUUAUCCGGCAGUGCUCAGGGGCUAUUUCUUGUUGUGUGCUCAUGGUUCACUUCUGGUGGUACUUAAGGGAUCAUAAGCAGUGCCAGGAAUUGAACCAGUAUCAGCUGUAUGCAAGGUAAACACCUUAACCUGUGUACUAUUCUCCAGCCUCCAUACUCAAAUUUUUUUUUAAGAUAGCAGUGUCAUCAGUUGUGCUCAGCAUUUGUGUGCCUUAAGAUACUCCUCUUAAGACCCAAAGUUUGGGGUGCCGUGUUAAGUUCUUUGUGACAGCCUCAUUUCAUAGCCAUUUAUUUAUUUGCAUUUGACAAGGGGAAAAGUUGGGGAUUUUGAGGAACUCCUCCUCCAGAACAUCUGUGGGUGGAUGGAGGGCUUCUGGAGAGGGAGCCCCGAUUAUGUGUGCUGUUAGAGAAGGGCAAAGCCCGUAAGGAUAAGAGUUCCUGAAAUCAGCGAAAGGCAUUUUUUUCCCUUUUCUUUUUUAAACUAUUGUAUUUCCACUAAGGAAUGGCAAGUUCUUUAGCAGCUUUACAUUAAUAGCAUCAUAACAGAUAUUGCUCUAAGUCCUAGCAUAGUUUUUCAUAUUUUUGUUUUAAUUUUUUUUUGUGUGUAAGUUUCUGGUAUUUUUCUAGCUCCACUAAUACUUGCUAAGAAUUGAUGUAGAAAAUAACAGUUCACUAACAAACACAGGGUAAUACUAAGUUGGGUGCUACUAGACUUUUACCUAACAUUGAUCAGUCUCGGAUUCUCAUAAGAGACAGUAUUCAAUCUAGUAAGUAGUAAAGUUUAGUGAAGGUUGCUUAUAUACCAUUGUGCCAGAAAGCCUUGACCUCUGUUCAUCAGAAAUUGUCUGGGAAUAAGUUAAAUAGGAUGUUUUAUUCUAAAUUCUAGUUAGGGUAAGAAACUGAUGAUUGACAUUGUUAUUGCUGGUAAUAAAUUCAUUUAACUGGCUACUUUGAUACUUUAUGGAAUCCUUGCACUGUGUCAAAUGAUUGACAUAAUGUUAUUGAGAGAGUAUAUUGACACUCAAUCACUUUAUAGCAAUUACAAAUUGUUAUUGACACAAAUUCUGUGCCUAUUUCUGAUAUGUGUUUCAUGUCCAAGACCACUUUGUAUUCUUGUACAAAAGUGGGAGGAAUAUUCUAAAUAGCCAGUAUUUUAACUUUGGGACUUAUAAAACUUGAGAAUUUAGAUAUCAAAAAAAAUACUGAAAAUGUGCUUUUACUUUGGUUAAAUUACUUUUUAUUACCUGAUUUCUUAAUUUUUUUAAUUUGAAAUUUUUGAAUUAGGAAUACCUAUGCAUAGUUAAUACUAAUAAUUGUAACUCUAGUUAAACUUUGAUUCAAUAGUUAAACUUAUAGUAUCAAAUGUACAUAUAGUACUGGUAAAUGCAGUUUUAAAAAAUCUGUAUCACUGGUUCCGUAUUCCAGGCAUACAUAAAAAGCAGAAUGUGCUGUUAUAUUAAUUAAUCUUUGAAUUUUGCCUUAUCAGACAUUGUGCCUUGUUUUAUUGUUUUGUUGAUACCUGAUUUGAUAUUCCAGGAAAGUAACAGUGUUUUGUCUUAAUUUAAAGGUUUACCAAAAAAACUCUGAAAGUCUGUGUAAUGUUGGUAUUUGCUUAAUUACUUACUAUACUUUUGCUCGUUUGUUCAUUGUAUAUUUCAGUACAGGAGUACAUACAUUAUACAUAUAUUAGCAUUCAUACUCUUCUGCAUACAAGAGAUUAAAGAUGAGUUAGAGGGACCAGAGCAGUAGUGCAACUUGCCUUGUACAUGGCUGAUCUAGGUUCAAUCCCCAGCAACCCCUAUAGUCCCCAAGCCCUGCCAGGGUUAGUGAAGAGCCAAGGGUAAAUCCUGAGCACUGCCAGGUAUGGCCCAAAAACAAGGAAAUAAGAUGAGUUAGAUUAGGGUUCCUCUGUUUCCUUAGUCUAAACAGACAUAUAAUGGACACUAAUGAAAUACAUUGUUGAGGUCAUUUUGCUUACUAAGAUUAAUUGCUUUUUGCACUUAGUCCAGAAUCAAAUAUCCUUACUUAACCUAGAGUAGUAUUUGUAGUACUAAGUACAUUGAUAUUAUAGUACUUUAUAUUUUCUGUAGUGUCAUUAUUUGGGUGAUCCUAGUUCACCUGUUAUCUUUCUAUAUUCCAGAAUUUAAAAGAUUAUUGUGGUUUUGAGUUGAGGUAAACAAAGUAGAUAGGAAAGACACAUUUACAGGUUAUCAUAGCGGAGAUAGAAACAAGCUUGUAAUUCUUACAUGACAGAAUAUAGUAUUUACCAUAUAUGACAUAGUAAAUGCUGUAUAAUUAGUAUAUAGAAAAAUUUCUUAAUGAAGAUAGACUCAGAGUAUAAGAGAAGAAGAGAAGAAAUCUUGGUUGUAACUUUUCUGAGAAUAACUUCCUUAACCUGUCUUGUUGGAUAUUUAGAAAAAAGUGUCAUAAGAAAACUUCUUUACUCUUAAAUAGGACACAGGAAGUCAGAACACUUUGGAAGAUAAGAUAUAAACUUGUACAUCUCUCAUCAGUCACACCAGUAACUGCCAGUUUCAUGAGCAUUUUACAGUUUCCCCUAGUAUGUUAGAGCUGAGAAAGAUUUAGAGAAAUCUAAAUCUAAGCUUGUUUGAGAGAUGAAAGAAUUAUGUCAAGUCAUAGAAAGAUUGCACUCAUAUGUGGAAUAUAAAGUAGCUGAGAGGUACAAGCUUGCAAUGAUGCAAUUUCUGGCAGAUAUUUCUCUGGACUUAGUUCCUAAAAUACAGAAAUCCAAAACUGUGUGGCCGCUAGUGCAGCCGCUUGACCUCAUAUCUCUCAUUCUCAGCAAUGGAAAACAAAUUAUCAAAUGCUUCCUUUUCAGCAGGUCUGAUUCUAGUGGGGAAACUCCAAAGAAUAAUAGUGAGUUUUUUGUUGAAAUAUUGAAUGUAAUCAAAGUAAAGUGAAAGUAAAGUGAAAUUUAUCAGUUACACAGGCGGGGUGGGGGGCUGGGGAGGUGGGGGGUUGGGGGGAAGGUAUACUGUGAUUCUUGGUGGUGGAAUAUGCACUGAUGAAGGGAUGGGUGUUCGAGCAUUGUAUAACUGAGACUUAAACCUGAAAGCUUUGUAACUUUCCACAUGGUGAUUCAAUAAAAGAAUAAAUUUUUUUUAAAAAAUUAUGUCAAGAGACUUACCUGUCCAAGACUCCGCAUGGCUGAAUCUUGAAUCCAGGUCUCUGGAUUCCCACAUCAAUGAUAGUAUUAAUUUGUUGCUUUAUUUAAUACUCAUAACAAUUAGAUAGUCCAGUGUCCUUGCUUUUCUUCACUUCCUAAACUGAAAUUUUUUAGGGAAAUUGCUCUAUUGAGGCCAACUUCAACUGAAGGUUAAUUUUUUGCUGAGUUGUGGAAAACAAAAGCCGCAAACAGAUCACAUCGUUCAAAACAUUCAUGAAAGGAAGGUUUGGUCAUAUACUUUAGAUUAUAGCCACAAGGCAGGAGACAGCAGCUUUUCUUCUCAAGGUUUGCACUGGUCACUUUGACCCCAGAUAAACACAUGGGGUCAUCUUAAGUAGCAAUGUUAAAGAGGUGAAUUAUGCAGGUAGAUAUGAAUAUCUGCCUGGAAGAAAACAUCGUUAAUCCACAAGGAUUCCUUUAAUAGGAAACAAUUUAAUCCUCCUACACAUUUGUAUGAGUAUUCUGCAUAAUGUCUUUCCUAUUCUUUAUAAUUAUGCUAUCAAAGCACAUAAUUAUUUUACUGCUUCUGUCUAACAAUUUAAGACCUAUAAAUAGGUGAAAUGUUUAAAUGUAAAAGUAAAUGUAAUGUCAUGGAAACUUUAAGAAAAUUAAAAUAUUUUAAAAUUUGUUACUAUCGGUAUUUUCUUCCUACAAAUAAAGACUGGAUUUUAAAUGAUG